Mercenaria mercenaria is the source of this 2929-nucleotide messenger RNA. RefSeq lists its product as uncharacterized. Bases 4 to 891 code for a protein of 295 amino acids. The record is from RefSeq and is a predicted model, not a curated record. Lineage: Eukaryota; Metazoa; Mollusca; Bivalvia; Venerida; Veneridae. The transcript has 2 exons.
AUUAUGAUUAGCAUAUCUGACAUAUGUAUUGCCGGAACAUUAUCUAGGAACAACAUGUCGAGCGAAAUCUUGUUCUUACUGGUUAUUUUGUUAAAUUCUUUCUACAUACAGGAAAUUCAUGGUACAUGUUCCGAAGAUGGCACGGGCUGUAACAAGUUCGAAUGCGAAUACAAUAUCCUACUGAAACUUGUACAACUUGAAGAAAAGACCGUUCAGCAGGAGAAUAAAAUCGCAUCACUAACAGAAGAACUUAAAGGUGCAAAAGACACAAUAGCUGAAUUGAACGAAACGGUCAUGAAGAAAGAAAAGUCUUCUGAAGGUACCACAUACAUACGUUGGGGAAGAACAGAAUGUCCUAGUACAGCCUUUCUAGUGUACGACGGAUACGCCGCUGAAUCUCAUUACACUCAUACUGGAACCGCAACAAAUCCAUUUUGUCUGCCUAAAGAUCCAGUCUAUGGCAACCACACAGAUGGAUUUCAAAAAACUGGUGGGCUUUAUGGUGCAGAAUAUGAAACAAGCACACACAGCACAUGGAGUUACCUUCAAAACCAUGAAAUUCCGUGUGCUGUUUGCCGCAUUCCACGCAACAACGUCCUCAUGGUACCUGGGAAAAAUGUGUGUCACGAGAAUUACAUGCUUGAAUAUAAAGGCUGUCUUAUGUCUGAAUACUAUCGUCACAACUCACCGUCUGAAUUUGUAUGCGUCGAUGAUGACCCAGAAAUGUUAACAGGUGGAGGAGGGGACCAAAAUGGACGCCUGUUUUAUUUUGUAGAAGGAGAAUGUGGCUCACUGCAAUGUCCACCAUAUAAAAAUGGCUGGGAGCUUACAUGUGCCGUUUGUUCGUUUUCGCCAGGUGCUCAGUCUACAAAGCUUCAGCCGUACAUUUGACAUUAUUGAGCAUACAUAACUAGAUAAUAGUAUUGAUAAUUUUAUAUUCGUUGUCGUGUAAUGUUAUGCAUUAAAUAUCAAAAUUAUAUCUCUAUCGCAGCGGCGGAAUACAAGCCUAAAAUAACACAUCGGUAUUCUAAUCAUCGAUUUCGAUAUAUUCAAAGACUAUUCAAAGGACUUUUAGCUAAAAUUUGUCGACUUUUUCCAUGUUUUGCUUUCUCAAUAUCUACUUUUACCUUCAGGUGUAUGUAGUAUUAAUAUCGGUACAUUGUAUUUUUGUGGCACAAGUUUAAAUUAACUUAAUCUUACUUGUAAAUUCUUCAGCAAUAGAAAUACUAGGUAAUAACAGAACUACUCAAAGUCUGCCGCAAUCCACAGUAAAAAAAAAACAUAAUCAAGGUUUUGCGAUUAUCUCCCAUUGUUUAAAUAUACACUUUCAUAGCAGUAGGUUUUGUGUGGUGUCGACGUUUGUUAUUAUAUUUGCUGUGUAAAAUGUUUAUGGUGUUUAAACAAUAUAUUAAAAAAUAUGCUUUACUUACAUUUCCGAUCUGAACUUUUGCAUGAUACCUCUUCUCCAAAACGCUGUUUACCCAAGCUGUGAUUCAUAUAAAAUUGCAAACGUUCAAAACAGUGAUCUUAUCGAUAGGCUGAAGUUAAUUGUUCAAGACUUAUAAAGGCGUCGGCACUUUCCUGGGUAAUGCAAGCAAUAUCUUGACAAUGUGUAUGUGCUUAUGAACAAAACUGUAAAAGUAAAUUUAAAGAAAUAAUGAUUUAUAUUUGAUAUAUGCCCGACGGUACGUAUUAUGUUAAGACGCCGGUGUCCGUCUUUCUGUCCGUCCGUCCGUCCGUUAGCAAUUUCGUGUUCGCUCCGUAUCUCUUGAAUCCCAGGAAGGAUUUCGAAUAGACUUGACAAGAAUUUUCACCACAUUAAGACGACGUGCAUAGCGCAUGUUUUGUGUGGCUCACUUCAAGGUCAUGGUCACACUUUGAGGUCAAAUAUCAUAUGACUUUGUUCCGUGACCGCUCUGCAUCUCUUAAACAGCUUGGUGGAUUUUACAGAAACUUUAUUUCAAAUAAUCACCACAUCAAGAAGACGUGCAGAGCGCAAGGUCACACUUAGGGAGUGAAAGGUUAUACCUUCGGGCGUAUUUUACUCCGCAUCGCGGUGUUCUUGAUCAAUUGUGUGAAAAAAGUUGAAACAGUUUAAUACUUGAAAGAUUAUACAGUACUGCGAUAUACGGACAUUUAACUUGGAAAUAAAUGAAUGCGUAAAAACAAUCAUUAUAAGACACAAAAUCAUAUCGACGAAGUCAAACUUAGGUUUACUAGUGUUAGAGUUAGAGUUUGAGCUUUUCACUAAAGAGUUUCAAUGUUAGUUAAGAUGCUUCGAAAAGUUUAUUACAAACGUCAUGGUAAAGGUGAAUAUGUAUGUGCUGACCCUGACAGUUCUAAAAGUCGUAGGCAACUUUUUAUUUAUUUAAAAAUAACAUUUAAACAUUAUCAAUUCCGCACUACAUCUACAUCAAUAGCAACCCCAGAUGAGUUUUAAAUUCAACAAAUGGGCCGCGCCAUGAGAAAACCAACAUAGUGCGUUUGCUACCAGCAUAGAUCUAGACCACGCUGGGCAUCAGCGCAGUCUGCUCAGGACCCAUGCUAUUCGCUUUUAAAUCCUAUAGCAAUUAGAGAAACCGUUAGCAAACAGUAUGGAUACUGACCAGACUGUGCGGAUGCUGGUCGCAAAGCCACUAUUUUGAUUUUCACAUGGCGCGGCUCAAAUAUUGUUUACGAACACAUUAAACAUCUCAUUUUCAAAACUUCCUCAUAACUUUGUCAAACAAUGAUCUAUUGGCUGUUUAUGUAGCCAAACGCUUUCCUAUACCUCUUCUUCAUAUACGAAUUAAUACAAAUAAUACUGUGUAAUAAAUGUCUCAAUAGCCUGCGAACUAGCAAUGUAUCAAGUGACAUUAUACUAUUGUUACUAUAUAUAUGUAUUGUAUAUUGAUGUUAAUCUUCUUCAUAGAAUAUAUGUUGUACACAA